UUGGAAGAGCUAACAGAGGUCAGCGUAUGCAGGAUCAUCUUGAACAGUAUUCUAGGAGUAGAGGUAGGAUUGCAUGGCUAAACCUUCUAGGUUUUGGGGUGGCUAAGCCUUCCUUUUGAACAAAACAUUUAGAGUUUCUUGCAGCUGGUGUCCUGGUAGAUUCUGGAAACUAAUUUUACUAUGUUGGUAGUAGUACUGUUGCAGAGUGGUGCUGUUGCUUACGGAAAACAUUUGUUAGACCUGUCUUAAGCUUUAUAAUUCUAAUUAAUUUUCUUUGUCUUAGAAAAGGGACACUUUCGUCAUGUGGUAUUUUUUCAUUGGGUGGGAAGUAGGCUACAGACCAGAGGUCCAUUUCAGCCUGAAUUAAUCUGUAAUUUUACUGAUGAGUUAAAAAAAAUAAAUCCAAACUGAAACAACAGGAAAAUUCCAAACUGGAGAACCUACUCUGAAGUCAAAGAUAGCUUUGAAUGUUAGGUUUAUUCUUUUUUCUAGUUACAGAUCCUGGUGAAUGGCUGAACCGACAGUGUCAACCAGUGAGUAGACCUGGUAGCAGAAGGAAUUUUGCAGACAGAGGUAUUCAAGAUGAGCAAAGAGACAGACCUCAGCCUGACUUUCUUGUUGGCUCUAGAGGAAGAGCAGUGUUCAGAGGUUGUGCAGGUCCAAAGGUGACUUACGUGCCUCCUCCUCCACCUGAUGAUGAACAAGCCAUCUUUGCACAUUAUCAGACAGGAAUUAAUUUUGACAAGUAUGAUGAAAAUCUUGUUGAAGUGUCAGGACUUCACCCUCCAGCACCAUUACUGACUUUUGAAGAGGCUAACCUCUGUCAGACAUUAAACCAGAACAUCGCUAAAGCUGGAUACUCUAAACUUAUGCCAGUACAGAAGUACAGCAUUCCUAUUAUACUGGCAGGACGGGAUUUAAUGGCAUGUGCCCAGACAGGAUCGGGAAAAACAGUAGCUUUUCUUCUACCAGUUGUGGCCAACAUGAUGAAGGAUGGCGUAACUGGCAGCAGCUAUAAAGAACAGCAAGAACCGGAAUGUAUUAUUGUUGCCCCUACUAGAGAACUGGUAAAUCAGAUCUUCAUGGAAGCAAGGAAAUUUUUGUAUGGAACUUGUAUAAGGCCUGUUGUGAUCUAUGGAGGUACACAAACAGACCAUUCAAUUUAUCAAGUAAUGCAAGGCUGUAAUAUACUAUGUGCAACUCCAGGAAGGCUUCUAGACAUCAUUAGAAGAGAAAAGAUUGGCUUGUGUAAAGUGAAGUACUUGGUGCUGGAUGAAGCAGACCGCAUGCUUGAUAUGGGUUUUGGGUUAGACAUGAGGAAGCUGGUUUCUUACCCAACCAUGCCACCAAAAGACAAACGUCAAACACUGAUGUUUAGUGCUACUUUCCCUGAAGAAGUUCAGAGGCUGGCCAGUCAAUUUUUGAAACCUGAUUAUUUAUUUGUUGUUGUUGGACACGUGGGUGGAGCUUGCAGUGAUGUUCAGCAACAUAUUCUUCAGGUUGCUCAGUGUUCCAAGAGGGAUAAACUGAUUGAAAUUCUGCAGAGCACAGGUUGUGAACGAACCCUGGUGUUUGUGGACAAAAAGAGGAAGGCAGACUACAUUGCAGCUUUUCUUUGUCAAGAAAAAAUACCAGCCACUAGCAUCCAUGCAGACAGAGAACAGAGAGAGAGAGAAAUAGCUCUUCAGGAUUUUCGUUCUGGAAAAUGUCCAGUUCUCGUGGCAACCUCAGUGGCAGCAAGAGGUCUGGAUAUUGAAAACGUUCAACAUGUUGUUAAUUUUGAUCUUCCUUCCACCAUUGAAGAGUAUGUACACAGAAUUGGACGAACUGGUCGUUGUGGAAACACAGGCAAAGCAGUCUCCUUCUUUGAUAGCAAUUCAGAUGGCCAUCUUGUACAAUCUCUAGUUAAAGUGUUUUCAGAUGCCCAGCAGGAAGUUCCUGUUUGGUUGGAAGAAAUUGCUUUUGGUUUUCGAGGAGAUGGAGUCUUAACAUCAUUUAAUACCCAGAAGAAUUACAGAAGGAGCUGCAACAUGAACCAAGAACAAAUGAAGAUGUCUUAUUCUGAAAGGACACUUGAGUCAUGGGAUUGAAACUACUUUACUACCAAACUAGAUUGUAUCCUGUUGUGCUUUAGGUGGACUGUUGUAUUUCAUGUUCUUUAAGCUUGUGGAAUGCUUGGUGUUUAAAUAGAGAGCUGGUAUCAUUUACUAAAGCUUUCAACCAUGUAUACGUACUCUUGUUAUGAUGAACCUAGUGAUGAUAAUCACUUAAUGUAGGAAGUCAAAAACAAAUCUUUUAGGAAAUACUUCAGGUAUUAAGCUUCUAAACUUUCAGUAAAUGUUUGAUGUUUCAUAGCUGGUAUGCUGUUCUGAAAAGGUGGAGGUGUUGCAGGUAGAAGAGAGGAGAUCCCUCAAACUUAUUACUUGGUUAUCAGAAUUUUUUCAUGGAAGAUAGUCUUCACAAGACUAAAGGGCUAAUAUAAAUUUAAUGUUUUUUGUAACAGUUCAGUUAAAAUUUGAGUCUAGUUAUGUGGUUGCUUUAGGUUAAGACUUUGUUAAACAUCUUGUAAACAGUUACUUAAUAAAAGCUUGCGUGCAUAUUGAUGCUUGCUUAUACAUCAGACACAAAAGCGUACAUCAUUGCUGUUACAUGAAUGGUAUUAUUUUGACAUAUAUGGAACAUGCACAUCUCCAUAGGGAACUAAAGGUCAGUGGCUACAUCCACAACUUCAUUGAAAACCAUGUUUUUCAGAGCCAUCUUCAGAGAAGGAUGGAGCCCUGUGUUCCUUCUAGUGUGUUUUUGUCUUUGACAGCCAUAAGUAUUCUUCUGUUACCUCUUGUGGAGAAGUUUGCUUUAGAACAAGCUUGGUGGCUCAUGUCCAAAAGAGUUUCCCAGACUUGUA
Messenger RNA from Falco peregrinus (peregrine falcon), 2902 nucleotides. It is a transcript of the gene DDX4, whose product is annotated as DEAD-box helicase 4. Lineage: Eukaryota; Metazoa; Chordata; Aves; Falconiformes; Falconidae. The record is from RefSeq and is a predicted model, not a curated record. Gene Ontology annotation, cellular component: P granule; nucleus. Bases 468 to 2090 code for a protein of 540 amino acids. Gene Ontology annotation, biological process: gamete generation; cell differentiation. Gene Ontology annotation, molecular function: ATP binding; RNA binding; RNA helicase activity. The transcript has 12 exons.